AUGGCUGAAUACAAAGCAGACAGAAUAAAGUCAGCAGGUGUUGCAUUGCUUGUGCUGGCCAUCACACGGGUGUACCUUGUCAUUCCCAAGAGGGACAGAGCCCGCGUCCAAAAGAGAAACAAGCGAACUAAACCAUGCAAAACAUGCGUCUUUUUGGGUUCAGGUGGACAUACAGCAGAGAUGCUACAACUAAUGAAGUCGUUGAACUCCAGCCAUUACUACCCUAGAACUUACAUUGUCGCUAAUACAGACAUCCUGAGCGAAGAAAAAGCAAUUGCAUACGAGCAAUCAACUGGGCAGCAAAAUGAAUUUAGAGUAUGCACUAUACCAAGAGCAAGAGAGAUGGGGCAACCAUGGUCAACGGUCCCUCUUACAGCGUUGAUUGCGUUGGUGGCAUCUGUCAAAGUCAUGGUAACAGCAUGGCCGGAUCUGAUUGUUUGCAAUGGGCCUGGCAGCUGUAUACCCAUCUGUAUGCUAGCUUAUAUUCCUAGAGUUUUAGGCGUCAAAAAGAUGGAAAUAAUUUACAUCGAAUCAUUUGCUCGCGUGGAAUCCCUGUCAGUAACUGGAAAACUAUUAUACCCAUUUGUGGAUCGAUUCCUAGUUCAAUGGCCUGAAUUGAGUAACAUUUUUGAUAAAGCUGAAUACAGAGGCAUUCUUGUUUAA
Molecule: messenger RNA, 663 nt
Organism: Mucor velutinosus
Lineage: Eukaryota; Fungi; Mucoromycota; Mucoromycetes; Mucorales; Mucoraceae
Exons: 6
Coding region: 1-663 (220 amino acids)
Biological process (GO): dolichol-linked oligosaccharide biosynthetic process
Cellular component (GO): UDP-N-acetylglucosamine transferase complex
Molecular function (GO): N-acetylglucosaminyldiphosphodolichol N-acetylglucosaminyltransferase activity
Source: RefSeq, a predicted model, not a curated record